AUGGCCUUAUUUUUUAACAAGCUAGCUUCUCUGGUGCCUGGUCUCCAUGCUGUCGACGUUGACGUCCCUCUCGAGAUUUUGCGCAAGGAUAAGCACAAGCUUGAACAGAAGCUUCAGAUUCGGAGGCGUGGGAUGAUUUUGUUAACAAUGAUCGCUGCUGGGUUAGCUGAGAUAACAAAGCAGAUUCAAGCUAUCAAUGAGGUGUAUAAGCUUCACAAUCUUCCUGAAUUUUACAGGGAUCCAGGUCCUCAUAACUCGGAAAAACAGAGGCCUAAAGUCCAUCCCUUGGUUACGUCACAACUCAGGGGAGGAUGUAUGUAUGGCAAAGAGGUAGUGGUAAAGAGGGCAACUAUUGACGGCAAUGCACUUCUUCUAAUCAAAGGGAUCGAUCCGAGGGUCAUGUUCGCUUGCCAUCGCCAUUCCAGUGCAAAGGCAUGUAGGGCACAUUACCUGCCAAAUCACACACACAGUGUUAAAUAUAGUUGA
Molecule: messenger RNA, 486 nt
Organism: Prunus armeniaca (apricot)
Lineage: Eukaryota; Viridiplantae; Streptophyta; Magnoliopsida; Rosales; Rosaceae
Source: the annotation of a GenBank genome assembly